Suillus subaureus is the source of this 306-nucleotide messenger RNA. RefSeq lists its product as uncharacterized. Lineage: Eukaryota; Fungi; Basidiomycota; Agaricomycetes; Boletales; Suillaceae. Bases 1 to 306 code for a protein of 101 amino acids. The transcript has 2 exons. The record is from RefSeq and is a predicted model, not a curated record.
AUGAGGAUGACGUCAGGGAUUGAUGUUGGGGGAAUGUACGUCGCUACGAGGCAUGUAAAUUUCGUCUGGGCGAAAUUGUUCUUCCCUAAUUAUUCCUCCCCACAUUUGACGUGGACAUUCCUCUGCGAAUGUUCUUCUAGCAAAGAGCGUGGAACGAAGGUUUAUGACUUGGUCAUCGGUAGACACGAGCUGCGACCGUUCGAUCGAGCGAGCGACGCAAAGGAUUUGACUGGGUUCCUCAAGAUUGAAGUUCCAGCUGCUGAUGCAUGGUUUAAGGAGGACGAGCCAAUUUACGUCUGUCCCUAG